UGAUUGAGGAAGGCUCUGUUUUUGUGCUCUGUUUGUGGAAGCUUGAUAAAAUGCCAGGUCUCUGCAGCCUCUGGGGAGAGCCCAACUUCUCUAUGAUGCGAUCGAUCACGCUUCAUCCUCAUUAAUACAAUACGCUGGCUUCAGGAGCGAAAGGGGUGAUUGCCGUCUGCUUGAUAUUCCUCCUUCAGUGAUCUUAUUGUGGACAAGGGGAUUGUAAGAGAGCACUGUUAGACGUAUUCUUGCUGGAGCUUCCUUAUCCCACAUUUGCAUUUGAUCGUUAAGGUGAUCCAGUGGGAAUAUCAGACCUCCAUGUACGACAACUUGUACCUGCAUGGAUUUGAAGACUCAGAGGCGGGUUCCGCCGAUUCCUACACUAGCAGACCAUCCGACUCAGAUGUCUCUCUGGAUGAGGAGCAGGGCGGCCGCCAGGAGAAAGAACAGCAGGCCACUGUUCAGCUGGAGAGGGCAAAGGCCAAAGCAGUGGCCUUUGCCGUGAGGACAAACGUCAGCUACUGUGGUGCCCUGGAUGAGGAUGUUCCUGUUGCUGGCACUGCCAUUUCCUUUGAUGCUAAAGACUUUCUUCACAUCAAGGAGAAGUACAAUAAUGACUGGUGGAUUGGGCGACUGGUGAAGGAAGGCUGUGAUAUCGGUUUCAUCCCCAGUCCCUUAAAACUAGAGAACAUUCGCUUACAGCAAGAGCAAAAAAGGGGCCGCUUUCAUGGGAAGUCCAGUGGGAACUCUUCUUCCAGUCUGGGUGAAAUGGUGUCAGGCACCUUCAAGCCCAACCCUGCUUCAGCAGGUAAACAGAAACAGAAAGUGGCCGAGCACAUUCCUCCAUACGAUGUGGUCCCUUCCAUAAGGCCAGUGGUCUUAGUUGGCCCAUCACUUAAGGGAUAUGAGGUGACAGAUAUGAUGCAGAAAGCGCUCUUUGACUUCCUGAAACACAGGUUUGAAGGCAGGAUAUCAAUCACAAGAGUAACCGCAGACAUCUCUUUGGCCAAGAGAUCUGUGCUGAAUAACCCUAGUAAGAGAGUCAUUAUUGAGAGAUCCAACACCAGAUCCAACCUGGCGGAGGUUCAGAGUGAAAUCGAGCGAAUUUUUGAAUUGGCCAGAUCCCUUCAGCUGGUUGUGCUGGAUGCUGACACGAUCAACCAUCCAGCCCAGCUCAUCAAGACUUCUUUAGCUCCCAUUAUUGUCCAUGUCAAAGUGUCUUCUCCCAAGGUAUUGCAACGGCUGAUCAAAUCACGAGGGAAGUCUCAAAGCAAGCAUUUAAAUGUACAACUGGUGGCAGCAGACAAACUAGCUCAGUGUCCUCCAGAAAUGUUUGAUGUAAUUUUGGAUGAGAACCAGCUCGAGGAUGCAUGUGAACAUCUGACCGAGUAUCUGGAGGCCUACUGGCGUGCAACUCACACUUCUCUCAGCACUCCUCUGAACCCUCUUCUGGGCCGCAACCUGGGCUCCACUGCACUCUCACCAUACCCCACAGCCAUCUCUGGACUACAGAGCCAAAGAAAUAAAAACAGCAAUCACAUCAGCGACAACUCUCCAAUGGAGCGGCGCAGCUUGAUGACGUCUGAUGAGAACUACCACAACAACGAGCGGCAAAAGAAGAGUCAUAACCGCCUGUCCUCCAGCUCCCAGCAAAGUCGAGACCACUACCCUCUGGUAGAGGAGGAGUACCAUGAUCCCUAUCAAGACACGUACAAACCUCACCGCAACCGGGGCUCCCCCGGGGGCUACAGUAACGACUCGCGGCACAGACUCUGAACAUCCAGUCCACUACAGCCAGAGCUAUGAGAUCAAUUUCAUGUAAUUGUGUAAACCCUUUCUGAAAAUGCAGUGCAUUGCUUUCACUCUUGACACAGGUCCCCAUAUAUGGGUCAUCUUAACUGAAAGAUAAAUCCGAGCACCCGGUCCAUUUAUGUAAGGCGGUUGUUUGCAGCCCUUGUGCAUCUCUUGUCAGGCAGUUGGAGUUGCUGAUUUUAUCUGCAAUGGUUGAGAUAAGUAGCUCUUUUGGAGGAGUGACAACUAUAGUACCUUCUGGUCCAUCCAGUUUCUCCUUGUAGAGGCCUAAGCCCUGCGAUUAAUUGCUAACCUAAAAGUCCUGCACUGUCUAUAUUUGCAGGACGUUUUGUGAUGGCAUGCUAAUUUUCACCCUGAACUAGUCCCAGCAUGCAGAAAUGCUCAACAGUGCCAAGACCCAAUCAGCACAGAGCCUUUUUGCACAAUUUCAGUAGCCAAUGGAAGUGUCAUGCAUUCACCGUUUUGUUUCUUCCUGUUUUAGUAUUUAUGUUAGAUGGUCUCUUAUUUUGCCCAAACAGCCUCAGGUACGAAACGGGAAUGCUUCAUAGGUGCCAAAAUCCAAGAGGUUUCUUUUCCAACAGUCUAUUUUCAUAAUGAUCUCUGCAGACAGUGUCAACAGACACAUACAAAGGAUAACAUAUUAUCCUUUUUUACGUACACCAUAAUGCCUAUAGUUCACUCAGCGCUUUGCCCAGGCCUAAAAGUGGGAUGUUGUUGCAAAAAAUUACGCCAGAGCACCAGUAUCAGGUAGAUUUGAUCAUUUAAAAUGACUCCAUUACUUAGUAAUAGUAAAUAAAUGAAUCUCAUGAAACCCUACAAGAUUUAAAGAUUAUAUUUCACCCAAAAAGUCAUAUAAAUAUAAACAAUAUAAAUACAGUAAAGCCUGUUUUAGGACCAUUAAGACUCAAAUUGUGACAUUAUUUAAAAAAAAAAAAAGAAAUUAAUCAUCCCCUUCUCUAUUUUAAUAGCUGCAAUAAAAAACUAAGAUUUUUUUUGUUUGUUUACAUUGUAAAUAAUUAUGCAUCAUGAUGGUGUUUGUUAAAUUUGAAUAAUUACAUUAAAUAGUAUUAAUCAGUAAAAUGGGUUAAAAAUACAUAUGGAAAUUCAUAAGAAUUAAAAGGGUCAGUUGGGCUUAAUUAUCAUUAAAAUAGUAUUAUAAUAAAAAUUAAAAACUUGUCCAAAUCAACUAUAUUUUCUUUAUGCUAUAUAUGUAUUUUAUUUUAUUUAUUUACUUUUGUUAUUUUUGGUGAAAUGUGACCUGAGCAUGUUUUGUGAGAUUUUUAGGGGUUUUGUUGAGCUCAUAUGACACUCUUGAUAGAAACAGCGCAGUAGCCUGUGUCAUUGAAAUAUAUGGCAGCUGAGUGGAAAUCCAUUCUGUCACUGAGGGAGUGUUUACACGACACAACUUUGAACAAAAAAUGAUAAUCUUAAUAAUAGGUUAAAAAUAGGAAUUGUUAAGCAUGUUGGCCUUUUAUUUACAAAAAAAGGCCCUGAAAAUGCAAACUUUUGAAAUCAAAGUGGAAGUUUUUUAAAAACUUUACUAUUAUCACAUCUGUGUAAGCUAUAAAAAAAAACAUGAAUUUGUUAUAAUGGUGAUGCUCAAGAGUAUUACAUGUUUGCACAGUGUUCCUCUACAAAGUGAGAUUGCCAACUACUGGCCUGGCAUGCAUAAUACAGCAUUUUUUGUUAUUUUAGCAAAUUCAUGUGAACAGGGAUCAUUUCAAUAAUGUUGUCGUCUGUAGUACACAAAACAUUUUCAAAAAUGCAAAACCUUUCUGUUUUUAGUACACUCUUGUCGUGUAAACCUUCCCGUAGUCAGGUCUGUGGAUCACCAUAAAGUUAAUCUGUUCUAAUAAGCUUUAUGAAACAAGUAAUUGAUUAUUAUGACUACUAGUCUUGAACUAUUAAGUGUAUGCCUGACCUAAAGUAUAGUUAGUUACUGGUUGCCGUAGCAGAUACACUACGUAUUGGGAUUAAAAUUAGAUGUUAGACUAAGAUACAACAUAAAAACUAUAAAAGGAAAAAUGCAUUUUUUAUUUUUUAUUCAUUUUUUUAGUUGUUUUCAUCAAGCCUGUUUUCAAAAGCUGUUCACACACACUGUGCUCAGAUGAACAAAUCAGGUGUCAUUCUUGCCUUUGCAUGUGCAAAACUACUUUUUUCUGCUGGCUUACAUGAUAAUGACAAAAAAGCAUAACAUUUUUUCUACUGUAUUAGAUAUUUCUUCAACUCCAUUGUCAUUUAUUCAAUGAAAAAUGCUUAAUGAUGCUUGAUGAACAGUCCAGACAGUGCUUGAAUCGAUGUUAGCACAGUUAUUUAAAAGUUGUCUGGAUCUUGACAUUUGCAUUUUUCUCAACUCAUUUCUUGGUACGGCAAAUCGCAACAAUUCCGCAAUCUGACUUGAUUGCCUUAAUUGUGUUGUGUUGUACAGUUUUU
This is a messenger RNA of Carassius carassius (crucian carp), 4236 nucleotides long. Its product is annotated as voltage-dependent L-type calcium channel subunit beta-4. The transcript is spliced from 13 exons. NCBI's taxonomy places the organism in Eukaryota, Metazoa, Chordata, Actinopteri, Cypriniformes, Cyprinidae. Gene Ontology annotation, biological process: regulation of voltage-gated calcium channel activity; neuromuscular junction development; calcium ion transmembrane transport. The record is from RefSeq and is a predicted model, not a curated record. The coding region runs from base 310 to 1767 and encodes 485 amino acids. Gene Ontology annotation, molecular function: protein binding; high voltage-gated calcium channel activity. Gene Ontology annotation, cellular component: voltage-gated calcium channel complex.